Molecule: messenger RNA, 4803 nt
Organism: Nilaparvata lugens (brown planthopper)
Lineage: Eukaryota; Metazoa; Arthropoda; Insecta; Hemiptera; Delphacidae
Product: phospholipid-transporting ATPase ABCA1
Exons: 26
Coding region: 1-4458 (1485 amino acids)
Biological process (GO): transmembrane transport; lipid transport
Cellular component (GO): membrane; intracellular membrane-bounded organelle
Molecular function (GO): ATP hydrolysis activity; lipid carrier activity; ATP binding
Source: RefSeq, a predicted model, not a curated record
AUGCUGGCCUAUCCACCUCCAUUUCCUCUUCCUGAUCUCAAUGUCUAUGGGCAUCUGCCUUAUUUUUAUGACAAUUACUGCUUGCUAUCUUUACAAAAAUGUCUAGUUGAAGGAUUUUUCCUAGUUCAGGAGAAAGAAUUGCCUUCUGAUAUUGAUUUGGGGUACCAAAUGUUCCCGAUUCCUAAAUAUUUCAAACCAGGUGAAAUUUGGGGAUCAUUGGAAGCUCUGCUGACGUACAUUAUAUUUCUAGCAGUAAUAGUCUCUACAAAUCUCCCAGUUCCAAACAUUGUUUCAGAAAAACAAACAGGAGCCAAGGAGCUGAUGCGACUGAUGGGAAUACGGCGUGAGGUGCUGUGGGGAGGCUGGCUGAUGAACAUGCUCACUUUCGGCCUGGUCAAUGUCACCUACACCACCCUCCUGCUCAAAGUCCAGUUCAAACAAGACUUCUCUGCUCUCCUGCCAAAGACAAACAUCAUUCUUCUCUGGAUUGUUCUUGUGCUAUUCCUUGUAACAAUGGGCUUGUAUGCUCUGUUCUUCUGCUGUUUGUUCAAGAAACCUCUGUUGGCGAGUUUUAUCAUAGUAUUGGCAAAUAUGAUUCCAAUCUCUGCCUUGGUUGGACCAAAGUUGUUGGAUGAUAAAGGAACGUUUUUGAAUAUUUUGGCGUGUAUUGUUUUUCCUCAAUUCAACUGGAGUAGAACUGCAAAACUACUUGUCAGCUUUGAAUCCCAAUGUGAUGGAAUGAACUUUUUGAAUCUUUUCAAAACGUGUGAUAAUUCUACUGGCAGUAUUGAAAUGAUUUGGCUUCUAUUGAGCUACCUACUAUGUUGUUUGUUAUACUCGACACUAAUUUGGUAUUUCGAUAACAUAAUGCCUGGGGAGUAUGGUACUGCCAAGCCUCUCCACUUUCCAAUCCAGCUAUUCUCUGAAAAAACGUAUGAUGCUAUAAAGGAAGAUAUGGAUUUAGACGAGACUUUCUUUGAGAAACCAGAACCUAACACCAAAGUGGGCUUGUCAGUGCGUAAUUUGAUGAAGGUGUUCAAGGGCGAUGUGUACGCUGUGAAUGGAGUCAACUUGGAUGUCUAUGACGGACAAAUUAUGGCCCUGCUGGGUCAUAAUGGCGCUGGAAAAACUACAACCAUGUCAAUGAUCACAGGAAUGUAUUCUCCAAGCUCUGGAGAAAUCUACGCUUCUGAUAACGGUGAACUGUUCAAUGUUUUCGAUAAUAUGGAUAGGUUCAGAAAAAGCCUGGGAUUGUGUCCUCAACAUAAUUUAGUUAUACCCUAUUUGACUGUUCUCCAACAUUUAACGUUCUUUGGUAUGUUGAAGGGAUUGGAUAAAAGCCAAGCUCAAAGUGAUGGUUUGGAAUGGCUCCGUAAAUUCAACAUUCUGGAUAAGCAGAACAACUUUGCUGCAAAAUUGUCUGGAGGAAUGAAAAGAAAAUUAUGUCUUGCAAUUUCACUGAUUGGAAACCCAAAGGUGCUUAUAUUGGAUGAACCAACGUCAGGACUAGAUCCAGAGUCAAGACGAGAAUUGUGGAAUAGUUUAUUGGAGCUACGCCAAAACCAUACGAUAAUUAUAACCACCCAUUUCAUGGAAGAAGCCGAUGCUCUUGGCGACAGAAUAGCUAUUAUGGAUCAUGGAAAAGUAAUCUGCUCUGGUAGUCCAAUGUUCCUUAAGAAAUUAUACGGUACUGGAUACAACUUGCAAUUGUUAACAAAUGCAAAUGCAAAUAGGAAUGAAAUUACUAAAUCAAUCAAGGACAUUAUACCCAACAGUUCUUUGAAAACUAGCCAGCAAGGCCAACUGACCUACUCCUUGCCAAUUGAACAAUCAAAGAAAUUUGCUUUGCUUUUUGAAAGCCUCGAAAAAAAUAAAACUUCAUUUGGUAUUACAAGCAUUGGUAUUUCGCUAACAACUAUGGAGGAAGUUUUUCUGAGAGCUAGUGUUGAUUCUUCUCAGCUUGUUCAAAAUGAUGGCGUUGAUGAAUACGAAGUGGGAUCAACUAGCAAUACAACGAGAAGUCCAAGCAUGGAAUCAAAAAUGAAUAGAAGAAGCACAGAACAUUUAACAGAAAAAUCUGUUUUAUCGCAGAAAAAACUGACUGGUCCACCAUUGAUUGUACAGCGCUUCACAUUAAUUUUCAAAAAGAAAUUCCUAUGCUACUACAGAUCCAUUUAUAACAAUUCAAUCUAUCUGUUCAUCUCUCUGGCAUGUUUUAGUGUUCUUGGCUGGACAAUAAGAGGUAGUACAAAGGCUGUCUCCCCAAGAAUAAUUAAUUUGAACCUUAACGAUAUGUACAGUAAUACGAAGGUUGUGAUAACGUACAAAGAAACGGAAGAAACGAAUGCUGACAUUUACAAAAACCUGGUUCCUAAAAACAUGGAAACGCUCUUCCUGAAGGACUCGGACAUCAAUCAAACAUUGCUUGAGAAAGGUCGUGGAAAUAUAGAAGCCUACAAAAAAGAUUACGUGGUUGCAUCGAGUUGGGAUUCAAAAUCAGCGACAGCGCUGUACUCAGGUUUCAGCUACCACGGCUCUGCCAUCUCAGUGAACAUGCUGCUGAAUGCUAUCAUCAAGUCAACCGGACUGGAGACCACGCUCUCCGCUUCCUAUCAGGCUCUUCCUCUCAAACAGUCUCAGAAGAGUUCAUUGUGUGAUACGAACCAACUAGUUUUGCUGAUCAUAUCAUUCACAAUGCUCAUACCAUUCGGACUGCUAUUCUUCCUGGGAAAUAUGGCCUUGUUUCCAUUACAAGAGCGAUUGAAUGAUGCAAAACAACUUCAGCUGAUGACCGGCCUAUCUCCGAUCACUUAUUGGCUGGCAAUAUUCAUCUGGGAUCUGCUAAUGUAUGCUAUCCUGAUGGCAUUAGCUGUUGGUGUGUUAGCAAUAUUUGAUCAUGGAACUGGCUUUGUAACCUCUUCACCUUCUCUUUCUGUCUUCGUAUUGCUACUUUUCCUGUUUGGCUUCAGUGGAAUUGUCUAUGCAUACUUCUUCACUUUCUUAAUGAAAUCAAGCUCAGCAGUGUCUCGUUUCGUGACUGUCAAUAUGCUCAUUGCUCUUGCAACACCUAUAGUUGCUGCUAUAGUGAGCAGCUUUAUUAGUAAAGCUCUUGGUGGAGCAUUCUUGUCCGUUAUACGACUUAUACCACCAUGUUGUCUGGGAAAUGCACUGUUCAGAUUCGUUCUUCUUAGAUACAAUCAUCUGUCUAGCUUGCACUGCAAAAAUGAAUCUACAGAACUGACUUACUUUGGAUGGGAUGACCAACAUUUAUCGAAAGAUGUAUUUUUCUUAGUGAUCGGUUUCUGCUUGUAUGUGUGCCUGAUUUCUCUUCUGGAAAUUCAAGCGUGGCAAAUGUUUCUGGAAUACAUUAGUAGUAAAUUUAUGAAAGUAUCAUGCACGGAUGAUGACGUUCCAGAACUUGACGUUGAUGAUGACGUAAGAAAAGAAAGGAAUGAAGUAGUCGCCAGCCGUAAUACAGGAGCGCCGACGCACCGUGUGAUGGUGGUAGACGGUUUGGCGAAGCGUUUCGGGCGGUUCCGCGCGGUGCGGGGGGUGAGCUUCCAGGUUGGGUCGGGCGAGUGCUUCGGCCUGCUCGGAGUCAAUGGAGCCGGCAAGACCACCACUUUCAAGAUGCUCACUGGCGCCCUCCUCCCCACUGCCGGCACUGCGCAAAUCACCAACUACAGUCUGCAAAACAAUCGAUCCAAGUACUUGUCACAAAUAGGCUACUGCCCUCAGUUUGAUGGAAUCAAUGGUCUGCUCACCGCCAGAGAAACACUGAUCAUGAUUGGUCAGCUCAGAGGGAUGCUGAAACCAGUUGCCGAAAAACAAGCCGCCUAUUGGAUUGAUCUUCUAGGUUUGACCGAGUUCGCAGACAGACAGUGCUGCAACUACUCUGGCGGCAACAAGCGGAAGCUGAGUGUGGGCAUGGCUCUGAUGGCCGACCCAGUGCUGCUCUUCCUCGAUGAGCCAACCAGCGGCGUCGACCCCGUUGCUCGCAGGAAGCUCUGGCUGGUGCUCGCCAAAAUACAAAAGGCCGGGCAAUCGGUGAUGCUUACAUCGCACAGUAUGGACGAGUGUGAAGCUCUUUGCAACAGACUGACCAUUAUGGUGAGAGGCCAAAUGAAGUGUAUUGGAAACAUUCAGUAUUUGAAACAGCGCUUUGCACAAGGCUUCACAGCCAUUUUAAAAAUUCAACAAAUGCAUGGGCAAAAUCAGCUGGAACGCGAGGCAACACUCAAAGAAGAAUUCUCCAGGAGGUUUGGCUCCUGUGAAAUAAUCAGCGAAACAAUUGGUACUCUACAAUAUCACAUAAAGACUACAAGCAUUCCUUGGUCUCAGUUGUUCAAAACGAUGGAUGAAUUGAAGAAUCAGUUUGAUAUAAUUGAGGAUUACACUUUAAGUGAGACAACACUGGAGCAGGUGUUCAUUUCAUUUGCCAAAGAAGAUACAAAAUGAAUAUAGAAGAGAUUUUUGUUUAUAAACAUCAUUUAAAUAAUAUUACCAAAUCAUAUUACUCAAAUCAUCACAUUGGAACUAUCAGGCUACCAGCAAGUGAGAGGAGACUAUUUUUAUCAAACUCCAUUUUAUAGAAGUACUGCUUUUAACUAUGCGCUAUAAUAGAUUUUGAUUAUUCAAUUUCAAUAUUUAUUGGAUUUUACCUGUUAUUCUAAGAUUCUUUCAGGACAUGAAUCAAAACUAUUCCUGAGAAUAAGUAAAUAUUUCCUAAAUUAUUAUUCUAGUCAUGUGAUGAUGUUGUACUGUAUUAUAUAAGAUUUAUAACAAUAUGAUACGUGAUUUGAA